AGUCAGUGUCAAACAAUAUAACCUGAAAAUUUCAAAACAGCGGCACUAUUAUUUUACCUUUUAUUUAUUAAAUACAAAAUUAAUAUUCAAAUCAUGAGUCGCAAAGAAGCUCUUUCUUCUUUCAUCCAACAAAUUCACGGCCGGCCGGUCGUUGUAAAGCUAAACAGUGGUGUAGACUACAGAGGGGUGCUGGCAUGUCUGGACGGCUAUAUGAACAUUGCACUCGAACAAACAGAAGAGUAUGUGAAUGGCCAGCUCAAAAAUAAGUAUGGGGAUGCAUUCAUCCGGGGUAACAACGUGCUCUAUAUCAGCACACAGAAACGAAGGAUAUGAUGUGAUAAUAUUAGUUUGUAAUUGUAAGAUUAUUGUGUAAGGAAAUAAAUACUGCAUUUUUUCUA
Molecule: messenger RNA, 398 nt
Organism: Achroia grisella
Lineage: Eukaryota; Metazoa; Arthropoda; Insecta; Lepidoptera; Pyralidae
Product: U6 snRNA-associated Sm-like protein LSm6
Exons: 2
Coding region: 94-333 (79 amino acids)
Biological process (GO): maturation of SSU-rRNA; mRNA splicing, via spliceosome
Cellular component (GO): U4/U6 x U5 tri-snRNP complex; P-body; nucleolus
Molecular function (GO): RNA binding
Source: RefSeq, a predicted model, not a curated record